AUGCUUCGCGAAGCCUUCUACUACCUCCUCGGAGGGAUCACCUUCCUGCCGAUUUGCCUCACAGUGAUACUUCUGCGCUUCUACUUCUCCGUGCCGUCAGAACACCAGUCGGGCCCGCCCAGUCUCGAUGCAGACAUCGAAUUGACUCACGAGAAGAAGCUGGCUGCGCUCGAUCUGGCCGCCCGCAAUGCUGCCCUUCAUGCCGAGAUCGAGAAAGCCAAAGGAAAGGACCAACCCCAGGGAGACGCUACUGCACCCGCCACGGCCAAACUUCUUGGCGGCCCAUCCACUUCUUCCACGCCCAAACCCUUUUCCUCGGGCUGGCUUACCGUUCGCCCCACUUUCGAAUCCGACAAGGACGCUGUCAGCUCAAAUGCCACCGGCAGUGCUCCAGCCGCCAUACCGGCUUCGCUGAUCGAUACCGAGUCGGACGCAAGCCGUGACCAUUCAGAAGAUGAGGCGACGCCGGUCCACGCCGUCGAUACCGUCAGCAGCUCUUCCAAUCCAACUCCAAAGCACCAUGCUGCCAACGCUGGAUCCGGAUACAUGUCCCAAAUGUACAGAGGCAUUCUCGACUAUCGUAUAGGCCGUGGUGGUACCAAAAAGUACGUCAACGAUGCUUCUAGCACCCGUUCGACCACCUCCUCCAACGGCUCCACCUCAACGCCAACCGGCACGUCUGGUACGGAAAGCUUCUACUGCAUCCUCAAGUCGCCCAUCCUCUACCUCUAUUCUUCCGAUGACGUCGCCAAUCCCAACACCGAAUGCCACGCUGCCAUCGAUCUCCGUGGCAAACGUGUCAGCAUCUUUGUCCAUGGAAUUGGCGAUACCAUCGGCGACAUCAACCCGGAGCAGCCUGCCAGCACCCUCCACGCUUCCAGCACAGAUGACGAUGAGCAGCAAGCCUUCGACCCGAAGCAAGCCUGGAAGAGAGCAAAGCGUGCCGGCGUCCGCGACGGAGAACUCUUCAUGAAACGCAAUGCCAUCCGCAUUGUCGGUUCCGCCGCCGCGCGCACCUCGUCGUCCAGUCGCGCAUCCAAGUCGGGUCGCAGAAGACCGCAAUGGUUCAUCUUUUGCAAGAACAACUAUAUCAUGGAAGACUGGUACCAUGCGUUGCUCCAGGCCUCCCUCGCACCCGAUCCGACUGCAUCCACCACGUCGAGCGAUGAUGCGCCCCUCGACCCGCUGUCACGCUUGUUUUCAAAACUUGACGAUCCUAUCGGUCCAACCUUUUCGCAAGACGAUAUGGCCUCGCUGCUUGUAUCGCUCGACAGCCUUCCAGAUCCGCUUCCACUCCGCUGGCUUAAUGCACUCCUCGGCCGCAUUUUCUUCUCCAUCUAUCGCACUGCAUGGCUCGAAGACUACAUCGUCUCCAAAAUGAUGAAAAAGAUGAAUCGCGUCAAGACGCCAGGUUUCCUCGGCGACAUCAAGGUCGUCGAGGUCGACGUCGGCCGUCGCGCUCCAGGAUUCAGCAGACCAAUGCUCAAAGCACUCACCAGCGAAGGAGAGGCCAGCAUGGAGGUCGCCCUUCACUAUGUCGGCGAAGUGCGCAUCACCAUCUCCACCACGCUCACGCUCUCUCUCGGCUCCCGCUUCAAGACGUACAACAUUCCCAUCGUGCUCGCAGUCGUGCUCAGGUCGCUCGAGGGAAACUUGCUUCUUCACGUCAAGCGCCCUCCGAGCAAUCGCCUCUGGUUCGGAUUCACCACCAUGCCCAAGAUGGAGAUCGACAUCGAACCCGUGGUCAGCGAAAGGAAAGUGCAGUGGGGCAUGGUUACCCGACUCAUCGAGAGCCGCAUCAGGGAGCUGUUGCAGGAAUCAAUCGUCGUGCCCAACAUGGACGACAUUUCCUUCUUUGACACUCGCUCGUUGCCAUUGCGAGGUGGCAUCUUUGCAGAUGCUGCCAAGGCGUCCGACAUGAAGCGUGCCGAAGGCCACGGCUCGUUGACUUCGGCAGAGGCAGCAGCACCUGCUACAGCAUCAAUCCAGCAGGGUCAAGACGUCAAAAGUACCGCGAUCGAUGUCAAAACAUCGGACUUGCUCGCAGCCAACAAGGUAGGCACUGCCAGUGCGCCCGUCUCUGGAGCCGCUACUCCAACGGCUUCUGACCAGCCUGGUGCGUCCACGGACAUGCUCGCGGACAAGGCCAGCGAGGCGAGCUCGAUCAGCACGGCAGAUGUCUCCACAAGCGCCUUGCGAAAUCGCAAGAGUGGACUCGAGCCUUCAACACUGCUCAAAGACCCUUCGGCACUCGCAGCGCGCACAACGUCACCGGCCGCUGCGGGUCUCAGCGACCUCUUGAAUCGAGAUCUCGCAGCAGGCGGCUCGCCUCCACGACAGGAUUCGCAAAGCGGCAAGCGCAGAACAUGGUUCGGUGCUGGACCCAAGUCGUCUGCCUCCAGCAGUAUCAGCUCGUCGUCUGGUCUCUCCAGUCUCGGUUUGGGAGCUGCUGCGCUCGGCGGCAGAUCGAAUCGAGAGCAAAGCAGCCUUGCACUCGGCAAUGCCAGCAUCGAGCGGCCCUCCCAACGAGCCCAUUCAGCUAGCGUUUCUGCCAGGAGCGAUUCGACGCUUUCCGUCCCCGCCGAUGCUUCCGUUCGAGCCGUGUCCGACUCCACACCCCGAUCCGCAUCUGCCCAUCCCACCCAAUCCGGGUCGAGCAAAGAGGCAGAUGCUGCGGCGUCACAGACGCACGACGAGAUGCUCCCUUCUGCUGUGGCCGGCGUCCAUCUUCACUCGGAGAGCUCGCGUGAUGGCCAGGCCGGUCGCUUCCCUCAAGGCGACAUAACCUCCAGCGCAGCUCCUUCGCUGAUCAUCUCAAGCGCCUCUGAGCCAGUGCUCCCUAUAGCGGAUAGCGUUCCUUCCUCCCGACUCUCAAGAGCCACGUUGGAGGCGCCGCACAGUGACGAAGACGAUCGAGACCUUGUCGAUAGCCCUUCGAGCUUCGCGCCCAGCACGAGGUCCUCUGUGCGUAGCUUUGGGCUCGACGGCGUGUCUCCAGAUUCGAGGCAGAAGGUGCCUGAGGACGCGACCGUGGCCCAAGCAUUUGAAGCUCUUGACAAAGCAGAGUCUGCUGACGCUUCACGCCAGAGCCCAGUGCUAUCGGGCGAACAUAGUAAUCGUGUCAGCGAACCGAAUGUCUCGAGAAGCAUGCCGCCACCUCCUCCUCCGCGCAAGCCGAUAAGCGUUUCCAGGGACGAUCGUCCCGUUCCUCGCCAAGAUGCUACAUCUGCCCUCUCCAGCGUCCAGCGCAGUCGAUACGGUCUAAAUGAAGGGGAACGCGGAUCAAACCAGGCACCUGACGGUCUCCCGAGCUCUACCUCGACGAUGCUCUUGACUUCGUGGAACAAGGCCAGGGCGAGUAUGGCUGACAAGGAGUCGAGGCAGGCGGCUGCGCGUGAUGCGAAGGAUGCCAUCAAGCGCGGAUGGGCGAAUUGGAACACCAAGCGCACCGAGGCACGACGCGGAACUCAGGCAGAUGAGGAUGUCGACGAGCCGUACAACCAAGCCGGCAUGACCCGGUCGCAUUCGAGCCGCUUGUCACUCGUGCCCGGUCGCUCGGCAUGGCUUGCCAGCAGUCCGCCUGACCCUACCAGCUUUGGCCUUGGGUUUGAUAAGUCGAGUCCAGAAGACACGCGAGCUGCAGGUCGUGACAAGCAUGCUUCGACGGCGAACUACUAUGCAAACAUGCGAUCGAACCUCACCGACACCGAUGAUGACAACGCCAGCGUGCAUUCCAAUUCCAGCAACCGACAGCCUUACCGCGAGCUGAGGGCCUCGAAGAAAGUGCACGGCUUCGACAGCAGCUCGACUGAGCGUCCAUCGUCUGGAUCCUCGAGCAACUUCGCUUCGACGACUUUGGACACAGCUGCACCGUCGUCAAAGGCCGUAGCCGACGCCUCUGGCUGGUCUGGAAAGUGGGAUGCAGACGUGCCAUCGCUGACGCCUCCCGCGCUCGCCUUCCGAAAAGACCGCGAUGAGGACGACGGUGCCGAGCCAAAACGCAACCUUUUGGAGAGAGCGUUGAGCAAAGAGCGCCCCUCUCCGCCUGCCUUGCCGCAGCGCAAACCGAGCAGCAGCAUCCUUUCGACAUCGCAGGGCAGUAGUGGGGGCCUCUCCUUCAUCCCACCAGCACCGGCGGCUACGACCGAGCUGGCGUCCGUGUCAGGUUUGUCCGACCACGGAGUAUCACCAGCCGCAGUAGAAAGUGCAGCACGAACGCAGAUCUCUAGUCCGAAGCAGAACUCGGCUCUCAGCGCCGAUCUUAACGCUGCAGGCCCACGAACGCCCGAACGCGCCAAAGCUGGCGAAAAGGCCAGCCCGUUGGUCAAGUCGGAUUCCCGUAGACCGAGUCAAGUUAUUACAGAGUCGCCUGGGCAGACAGCAGCCGAAGUGAUCGACGAGGCAAAAGCGAAUGAGUCCGAGGCGGCAAUGAAGUCGAAGCAAUCGAGCAGCGUGACGAAGAAGCAAACUACAUUCGGACAGGAACAAAAAGAUGCGGCGACUGAAGCCGCAGCACCCGAGAAGGAUGUUGCGAAAGUCGAGCAGCCUCACAUUGCUGCGCCCUCGGAAGUGUCUUCGACGAGCCUGGGAUCUGGGAUCAAGAAGCAGCCUGGUCGAGCAACCAUGAUGGCUGUGCCUGGCAUUCCUUCAAUGCAGAAAGCUGGUCCGCAGAGCUUCAGUGCACCUCCGCCGCCUGAGCCGGCCCCUGGGUCGAAGGGCGAUCUGGAGACGUCGCCGAGCGCGUUCCGGGCGAGUUCUCUGUUCAAGAUGCCCACGUUUGGAAGUCCCGUUCUGGCUGGCGGUGGCGGAGGAGUGAAGGCUGGCUCUAGUACGAGAACGGCAGAUGAUGCAUCGACGUCUAGGUCAUCGUUGGCCGAGUCGCCAGCGAAGCAGGGCACGAUACAGCAGCCACCUCCUGUUCCGGCGAGGCCGGGCACAGAGUCAAAAACGGAAGGAGGGACGGCCGCGGUGCCGUCAGAAACGAACGCUAGCGCACUCGGCUUGACGCAUAUGGAUCAACAGAAUGCUCCGAAGCAAGUAACAUUUUCUGACGAGCCGGUGGAAGGCUCUCUGGGCAAAGGUGGGGUAGCUUCAAAGACGACGAGCAGCAGCUCCCUUGUAGAGCCUCGUGUCGAUGGCGAUGCUCAGGAGGACAACGGCGUCAAUUUUGCUCAAGUAGCCAAGGCGGAAGGGCCAGCAGCCGAUCCUGACUUUGAGCAAGCACAGGUGGAUGCUGGAGAGACGGUCAAGAUUGAUCAUAAGGAGGUGAAGCUUCCCACGUCGGUUAUGGAGUGA
Messenger RNA from Pseudozyma hubeiensis SY62, 5295 nucleotides. RefSeq lists its product as hypothetical. Gene Ontology annotation, biological process: phospholipid transport. NCBI's taxonomy places the organism in Eukaryota, Fungi, Basidiomycota, Ustilaginomycetes, Ustilaginales, Ustilaginaceae. Gene Ontology annotation, molecular function: lipid binding. Gene Ontology annotation, cellular component: endoplasmic reticulum; ERMES complex. The coding region runs from base 1 to 5295 and encodes 1764 amino acids. The transcript has a single exon. The record is from RefSeq and is a predicted model, not a curated record.